AUGGAGCCGCUCCCGGCCCGGCGGCACGGCCGCGUGCUGCAGGCGCAGGCCGCGGGGCCGCCCGCUCCCGAGCCGUGCGAGGAGCAGCGCCGAGCCCAGCAGGAGUGGGAGGCCGUGCAGAGCGGCCAGCCAGGGCUGCCGGCGGAGCCGCCCGGCGCCGCCGCCCUCAUCUCCUUCGAGGAAGCGCUGCGGUAUUUCCAGAGCGCGGAGCUCGCCGAGUGCCGGAAGGCGAUCCCGGCGCGGCCGCGCCGCCGGGGCCUGGCCUCCCUGCUCCACAUGCUCUUCGGCCCGCCGCGCCUCCGGGCGCCGCUGCAGGCGGAGCGGGACCUGGCGCUCGCCAUCGCCCGCUGCGCCCUGGACGACAGCGAGCGGGUGCACGUGCGGAUCCUGCAGACCAUCUACAGGAGGCUGACGCGCUCGCCGCUGGGCUGCCCGCGCUACGGCGCCCACUGGGAGGAGCUCGGCUUCCAAGGUGCCGAUCCCGGGACGGACCUGCGAGGGACGGGAAUGCUGGGCCUGCUGCAAAUGCUCCACUUCGUCACGGACCCGCGCACGCUGCCGCUGGCUCGCAAGAUCUUCAAGCUGUCGCAGCACGAAACCCAGCAUUUCCCCUUCUGCGUCGUGUCGGUGAACGUCACCCGCAUCGUCGUGCGGGCGCUGCGCGACGAGCGGCUCUCCAGGGAGUGCAACCGCCGGCGGCAGGUGCUGGCCGUGCUCAACGACGUCUACGUGGGCGCCUUCCUGCGCCUCUACGGCGCCUGGACGGCGCGGCGCGGCGCGCUGCCCGACGCGGGCGCCCUGCUCAGCGAAUUGGAGACUUUCACCAAAAAGAAGCCGAGGCAGCUGCUGAAAGCCCUGGAGAGCUACCUGAGCGGCAGCGCGGCGGCGCCCGCGGGCGCCCGCGAGGACCGGGACUUCACGGGCAUCUGCGACCUUCCCGCCGAGGCGGCGGACGCCGUCCGGCCGCUCUGAGGAGCCGCUCGCUCCCGGCGCCGGCCUCUCCGGCCGGAGGCACCCCGGGAAGGCACCGGAGAAAGGCCGGGACUGAGCUUGGAGCGGUCGCUAGAGGGUGGCCGUUCGCCGCGGGCCGGGGGUGACCUUGUUGUUCCCUCCGCUCGCCCCGCGCAAACAUCGGUGCCGCGUGACACCCCGGAGCAGCGGGAAUGACCUUUUCCAGCUGGAAAUCUCCCCGUGGAGGCGGAAGGCGGAGCAGAGCGCAGCGGGAACGCGGCCCUGGCUGCAUCCCAAGAUCUCGGCAGCCCCGACCCCGCCGGGGCGCCGCAGCCUGCGGGUGUCGUCGCGCGGUCGUCACCAAAACAAGAGGCGAAGGGAAAAACGGGGCGAAAUCC
Nothoprocta perdicaria is the source of this 1349-nucleotide messenger RNA. It is a transcript of the gene ELMOD3, whose product is annotated as ELMO domain containing 3. The record is from RefSeq and is a predicted model, not a curated record. The transcript is spliced from 10 exons. Bases 1 to 972 code for a protein of 323 amino acids. NCBI's taxonomy places the organism in Eukaryota, Metazoa, Chordata, Aves, Tinamiformes, Tinamidae.